Messenger RNA from Symsagittifera roscoffensis, 2142 nucleotides. Its product is annotated as DDRGK domain-containing protein 1-like. The transcript is spliced from 3 exons. The record is from RefSeq and is a predicted model, not a curated record. NCBI's taxonomy places the organism in Eukaryota, Metazoa, Xenacoelomorpha, Acoela, Convolutidae. Bases 899 to 1849 code for a protein of 316 amino acids.
UGAAAAUUUAGAUUACUUGCUUUUACUGCGGAACUACGAAAUGAGAAAUUGAUUCUCAUGAGUAAACUUUGUAUUUUGGCUUUGGAUCGAAUACCGCCGCAGCAAUUUAAAUUUUUUAAAAUUUAAAUUACUCGAUUUAAAUCAAAGUUUUUCAUAUAAUGGCACAUAAUUUCACAUUGAAAUAAAUUGAGUGGGCAAAUAGUUUCACAUUGAAAUAAAUUGAAAUUUAAAUUAAUUUAAAUGGUUUUUUAAAUGUACAUCACUAAGAUCCGAUAUUGGCUCCAUUCUUCAUAUCCUGUGAGGGUUGUGACUACGGCAAGCAAUACCAAUAGAUUUGCCAUUCCAGAGUAGGAAUUUCUUCGAGUUUAAUCUCCCUUUGCUGCUCGUUCCUUUUGCUCUGAGGAAUCUUUUACAUUAAAUAUCUGCAUCUUGUUAGUGAAUUCAGUUUUACUUAUGAUUUUUGUUAAUUGUUUUCGCAAGAGCAUUUUUUUGUGUGUUAUUUUAAAGAGUGGCUCACCCUAGAGCUACUCACAUAAAAAAUAGUGGAGCGUGUCAUAAGCGUGUGUCAUAUAUAGAACGAAAUCGUAUGACCGUUUUCACUUGUUAUUAUUGUGUCACUAGAUUGAAAGUUUAACGAAGCGCUGAUUCUCCUGUGUUUGCCCAUUCGUAAUUUGUUAACUAGUUUUGUCUUCGCUUUUCUUGAUUUGCGUUUGUGGUGUAUUUUACGGUAUUCAACUGAUUUUUUUGUUUGUCUAUAAAUGGUUUGAGUUAAAAGAAAAAAGCUAUGGUAUUGGAAUAUUUACGUGUCCACUGGCUGUCACCGAAGAGUUUAUUUGCUCUUGCAAUUCUUUGAGUUAUGUGUUCAAAUUUAAAAUUUGCCAGUAUUUAAAAGAUAAAAAUGUCCGAUAAAAUGUUUGGAAAACGCGAUGAAAGGAUCGAGUCGUAUGCAGUCGACACUAACUUGGGUCUCGUUGCUCUAAGCAUAGGAUUCGUAGCUUUUGGAGUACUUGUACUUGUUUACCUAACGCGCAAAAUGGGAGUUUUAAAUGUAUCACAGCGCAAUGUAGCAGCACCAGCUAGCCACCAAGUUUUGAACAGACAACCCCAGAUGCUACAAAGACCUAGCCAGAAUCGAGGAGCUCCGGUGCCUAGAUUCAUAGCCGGCGAGGAGGGAGCUGAGAUGGAUUUUGGAUCGGACUCAGAAGCGGGCUCGGAGGCCGAUCUGAUUGAGGGGUUGAGAAAUAGAACAGGGAAAUUAGGUGUUAAGAAGAUGAAGAAACUGGAAAUGAAAGAGGAAAAACGCAGAAUGAGAGAAGCCGAGGCAGAAGUGCGAGCAGAACGAGCCAAAAGAGAAGCAGAAAUAGAACUAAAGCGUCAGGCGGAAGCAGCACAAGAGGCAGCUGAAGAAGCUAGACUAGAAGAGGAGCGAACAGCGGCCGAGGAAGAGCGUAAGAAAAAGGAGCACGAGGAGUAUCUGCAGAUGAAGGCGAUGUUUGACGUCGAAGAGGAGGGAUAUGAUGCAAACCAAUCAGAAGCGGAGGCACAGAACCAGCUCAAUAUGUUUAUAGAUCACGUCAAAAAUAACAAGGUUGUAAAUAUCGAAGAACUAGCCAGCUGUUUCAAUCUGAGAAGUGCCGACUGUGUUUCACGUCUGAAGAGUCUACAAGAAGCAGAACAACUUACAGGCAUUCUAGACGACAGAGGCAAGUUCAUAUACGUUUCAGAGGAAGAAAUGAAGAACUUGGCUCAAUUUAUAUCUCAAAGAGGGCGUAUUUCAAUUUCAGAGCUGGCCUCUGCAUCCACAUCCAGAAAUAUUAUAUCUCUAAAUCCUGUCCUGGAAUCCAGUUAAUUGUUCAGGUGCUCCUAGUUGUAAGAUUUGUUGUUAGUUUUUAUGGCUGGCUGCUGGUAUGGUAAAUUUACAUUUCCAUGAGGUACAUAUUUAUAGAAAGCCAUCUGUUAGCUUUUUUGUCGAAAAUUGUAAUAUAUGAAUGUGCUAAAUGUACCAAAAGUUGUUCUAAAAAGUUUUUGAAAUGUCAGACAAUAAAUUAUGAGCCCCCGUAAUUUAAGUUAUUAGUUUUGGGCUCCUGGAAAAGCUUGCUGUCAUAAAUUAUAAAGCAUUUUUUGGCCGGCAUUUGUUUUAUU